AGAGCUACUUCCGCCAAACACACGGCAGAUCACCUGACCAAGGCCGCUCGUGUCACAUGACUGUCAUGGCUGAUGCAGAGAGUGCCAAAUCCCUGAGCGGGUUACUGAAUGGCAUUGCCCAGCGCAGGUAUUAUGGCAACAAGGACAUCACCGAGGAGCUGCUUAAAAGGGAGCUGUACCCCGACCUGAGCCAGGAUGAGUUCAAAGCCCUCCUAGAGAAGAUGGUCGGCCUUGUGAAGUCCAUUGUGUCCGCAGAUAUGGAUUUAAAUCAAAUAGAAGCUUUCCUAACUGCUCAGAGUAAAAAACAAGGAGGAAUCACGGCAGAGCAGGCUGCAGUCCUUGGAAAAUUUUGGAAGAACCACAAGAAGAAAAUUCGGGAAAGUAUGAUCAGUCAGAUCAAAUGGGAAAACACACUGAAGGGCAUGAAGUGGAGAAUAGACUUGAAGUCACAGUCCAGAAACGCAGAUCAAGUAAACACCCCUGUUGCUAUCGUAGAGAUGGAAAUUGGAAAGAAUGGCAAGGAAUCUGAAUUUCUCUGCUUGGAAUUCAAUGAAACAAGGAUCAACCAGAUGCUGAAGAGGCUGUCAGAAGUGGAAGGAAGCAUAACCGAAUUAACACAGAAUAGCUAAAUCUCAUAAUAAAAAUAUACACUUAUUUUAAAUUUUAUUUCUUUUGAGAGGAUUAUUUUAUAAAGGAUACACAAUUUCAACUAGACUUAUGAUUUGUUUAAACCGAAAUCCCGUGCGUGUUUGUUCAUUGUUACUGAUUCAGUUAUGAGAUAUUAAAAUGUUUUCUAGAUAUUUUGUGGGGUUUUUUUUGUGUGUUUUUGCUGCAAGACUGCAGCCUGCAUCACUCUGAACUAGGUACUGGUAAUGGUAUUAAUAAUGGUAUUAAUUAAUGGAACCAGAUCCCACAUGGCCCUAUCAGUUGAGGCUGGUCCAUGGGGUCAUUUGGAGCAGCGCCCCCUAACUUUUGUUGCAAAUGUUUUAGUUUUUUUAAAAAACAAUACUACUGGUGUGAUUAUGACUAAUUCUCAU
Molecule: messenger RNA, 1037 nt
Organism: Pelobates fuscus (common spadefoot toad)
Lineage: Eukaryota; Metazoa; Chordata; Amphibia; Anura; Pelobatidae
Gene: COMMD1
Product: copper metabolism domain containing 1
Exons: 3
Coding region: 57-629 (190 amino acids)
Biological process (GO): negative regulation of sodium ion transmembrane transport; positive regulation of protein ubiquitination; copper ion homeostasis
Cellular component (GO): endosome
Source: RefSeq, a predicted model, not a curated record